AAAAUGAACAACAAGUCAACAACAUUAAAAGAAGUAAACAAUGCUGGGACCUCAAAUAAUCAACCAAAAAUACGCGAGGAUUUAGUUAAUGCAGCCAAACAAUUUAUUAAUAAUCCUCGUGUGAGAAAUACUCCGAUUGAGGAACAAAAAACUUUUUUAAUUAAAAAGGGAUUAACGGAGGUUGAAAUUAAUGAAGCGAUGAAAGGGCGAAGUGGAAAACAGCAAAUAAUUCCACUUUAUGGACAACCACCUCCAACACUUGUCAAAAACAAUAGCGCAAUUUUAGAAUGGGCAAAGGCCAUAAUAAUAAUUGGCUCAACAAGUUUUAUUUUUUAUCGUUUUGUUCGUUCCUGGGUGCUUCCCAAAUUGUUGGGCAUUCCCAACCCUGAAGAUGAAAGAUUACAAAGAGUUGAACAACAAAUUGAAUCUAUUACAGAAACAAAUAAAGCUAUUGUAGAAAGUGUGAGACAAACAAUUGGAACAAUUUGUGAACAAAACGAACAAAUAAACAGAACUUUGUUGAUUAUUCAAAGCCAAACGAGAAAUAAUAAUGAAAAUAAAGGUAGAAAAAAUUUUUAA
This is a messenger RNA of Meloidogyne enterolobii, 579 nucleotides long. Lineage: Eukaryota; Metazoa; Nematoda; Chromadorea; Rhabditida; Meloidogynidae. The record is from the annotation of a GenBank genome assembly.